GGCAGCGGAAAGGCAAACCCGAGGAGACGCGACGAGAUAAUACGAUUUCAAACUCAAACCGAACACCGAAGGGGAAGAGAGUGUGGGGGGAGAGAGAGACCCCGAAGCGGGAGAGAGAGGGAUAAAUCGGAGAGGGCCGUUGGGAGCAGGUGGCUAUCGCGGCCGCCGCCUCCCUAAUCCGGAGCCCCUCCUCCGGAUCGCCCCAGAUUCGCACGAUUUGGGGAUCCCGCGCCUCGCCAUCAGAUCGGGAGGACAAUCAAGGUGAAGGGGAAAGUUUUCUGCAACUUAAAUAACUAGAGUGUUAUAUAUGGCUGAGAUGAAUUCUGAUCAAAUUCUUGAGGUUCCUGACACUCCUGACCGAAUUCAACAGUCAACAUGCCCUGCAUCCAGCUCUGUUGUUAGGAGGGACGUUACAGUGGCAGCUGCUAAUCCAUUACCAUGCCGCAGAAUUAGAUUUAUAACCAGGAAUAACCCCAUGCAUGGUUCAACAAGUCAAGAUAAUGCUUGUAGUGUCCUGCCUGCACCUUCAGAUACUGACCAUAUUUUCAAACAAGCUGAACUGGCACGGAUUCUGGCACUAUCAGAAAAGCUUGAGGCAAAAUUUUCCAUACAGAAAUCUGACAGGACUGAAAUAUCUGUUGAGAAUGAAAAGAGGGCUGAAAAACGUGUCUUGGAUCAGAGCAGCAGCAUUUCUGACCACAUCAGUUGUAGUGUGACUGGAGGAAGGAGCCCUAGCUGCAGAGUUAUAGAUGGGAAGGUUAGUGAGCAAGAAGCAAAUCAUAGGAAUGCGGGCUUUCUUGGUGUAGGAUCAGGUCUUCCUACUAUCCCAGUGGGAAAACCACGAAACAGAACAUGUACUAGCACCAACAAUAGGCUGAAAGGUGUAGCAGGUAUUGAUAUUUGUCGAGGAUCAAAUUCUGGGAAGGUCAAAGGGGAGUUGGUCACUAACAAGGCCAUCGCAGGACCUUCAAGCCCUCCAUGUGGUGUUCCUCAAAGGCAUGUGGGUCCAAAAAAGCUGGUCCGCAAUGGAUGUAUUUCUCCCUCUAACAUAGCCAAAAAUAGUGCAAAUGCUGAUGAAAAGCAGGAAAUGUGCUCUCAAAGUGGACAUUUGCACCAUCCACAUCCUCAGCUUGAUGCAAUUGGCAAAGGCAAUGUGAUUGAUCUCACUGAUAAUUCACCAAUAAUGACAAGGCAGAGAUAUGCAGUGAAGGAUAAAUUGAUCUCUGGAUACAGUAUGGACACAAGGGCAGCAAAAAAGUUGAGAACAGACAGAGCUGGGAAGACUUUAAUUCCACAGUCUGUGUAUCAUGCCAACAGCAAAAAUUGUUCUGAACUUGGUUUAUCAGGCAGCAACAACAAAGGAAAAGAAAUUAGCAGUGAUAUCUUGGAUGUUGAUCAAAUUGGAGAGGCUAAUCUGAGAAGGAUUUCUCUAAGUGCUGCUGGAACUUAUUCUGUUGUAAACAACAACAGUCCUAAUAUGGAUGAGGAGCAAGGUUGGAAAACAACGCAUAACCACACAAGUAAAUUACCCAUUUCAUUGAUGGGUAAGCUGAGUUGCAAUUCUGAACGAGAAUCUGGAUCUUCCGCACCAUCUAGUCAGGAUCAUGGAUCUGGAGCACCCAUAAUGGCCUCUAGUAGGGUGCGGAAUAAACCAAUAAUGAUUGGUAGAGGAAGAAGCAAAUAUGCCUCAACUUCAUCCCAUCCCGAUGAAAGCUCUAGUGCUCGUGACGAACCUGAAGCUUCUUUUAUUUCAUCAUCAAAAAUAACAGCUGGCAGAAAUCAUACCAGCCUUCGACAUGAUAUUCCUGUAAUAACCAUUAAUGACAUACCCCCUGAAGCUACAUCUAGUUCGAGUGGAUACAGUAAUGGAGCCUCCGUUGAUCCUACCCUACAAGCACAAUUAGAGUCAGAUGAGUUACUGGCUCGCCAACUUCAGGAGCAGCUUUACAAUGAAUCUCCUUGUUUUGCACCUACAGAAGAGAUUGAUGCAAUCGUAGCAAUGUCACUUCAACAUGAAGAAGACACACAUCACACAUCUAGGCCUGUAAGGCGGUCCCCAAACAAUACUAGAGGUGCCCGUGUUUCCCGUUUAAAUGCUCUUAGGGCUGAAUUGGCGACAACAAACAGGAUGGUUUCCCAUUUGCAGAAUAUUGCUCCAGUAACUUUCAGAUCGGGACCUGCUUUAGCAAGAUAUCCUGCUGCUUCGCGCAUUCAACCUAACAUUGAUUUAAAUGACUAUGACGCGCUACUUGCACUGGAUGAAAAUAACCACCAGCACACUGGUGCUUCAGAAAGCCAGAUCAAUAAUUUGCCACAGUCAGUAGUUCAGUCGAAUAGCAUCCAAGAGCCCUGUGCUGUCUGCCUUGAAAAUCCCUCUGUGGGAGAUAUCAUCCGCCAUCUACCAUGCUUUCACAAGUUCCAUAAAGAGUGUAUCGACGAGUGGCUGAGAAGGAAGAAACUGUGCCCAAUCUGCAAGUCUGGGAUUAGGUGAAGCUAGCCAGUUUUUCAGUUGGUAGUGGUAGGGACGAGAAGCUAGUUUCUUGUACCGGCCGCUCCUGUGCCAAUUCCGGUCCGUGCGUUUUUGCCCCGGGUGUAUCGUUGCCAGUGUCGUUGUUGGCUUAAUCGGUCAUUCUGUACGCCGUAUCCCUUUUUGUUGCUAUAUUGAUUCACCGAUAUGCAUAAAGGAUGAAGUUAACUAGCCCCUUGUCCGAUA
Setaria italica (foxtail millet) is the source of this 2713-nucleotide messenger RNA. RefSeq lists its product as uncharacterized. The record is from RefSeq and is a predicted model, not a curated record. The transcript is spliced from 9 exons. NCBI's taxonomy places the organism in Eukaryota, Viridiplantae, Streptophyta, Magnoliopsida, Poales, Poaceae. Bases 308 to 2491 code for a protein of 727 amino acids.